GCACGUCGCUAAGGGCUUGUCAGGCCCCCAUUUGAUUGAUUAGGGGUGAAAGAGACUGUAAUCUAAAUAGAAUGGAAUAGUAAGUCCCUAUAGACAAAAAACGCAACACAAUAACCCUUCGUAAACUCAGGGCAUAACGUCAUAUUAGUCAGCUGCUUAAGCUAGCCAAGAAGACUCUGGGGGUCAAAAUAUGAUUCAUAGUUGUUCAUUCUCGAGUCACUUCUCGUCUUGUCUUGAUCAUAUCAUCAGCACAAUGGAGGUUCUGCGCCUAUGCGAAAACUUAUACGAAACCCGUCUCGUUAUGGCUAGAUAUAGAUUAGUAUGCCGAAAGGCAGACUGUCAAUCGAUUUGUUUAUUUAAUUAUCUGUGUCACUCUCCUACGAUGGAAUUGACUUGAAUAUUCGUAUAAUAAUAACUAUUGCUAACAACGAUACUCUUAAUCACGAUACUCAAUCACGACAUACAAGGACUAAUAGCCAGCAUGGUGGACACAACGACGACGAACACAAGCGCUGUGUCGGACCAACCGCCCCUAACUAUUGCGAAACCCCCUUCCUUCUGUAGACUCUGUAACGCAGAAUUGAGUGACCAGCAAACGUGGAAAGCCCAUCUCAAAAGUGACGAGCAUGUCUACAAGCUUCGACUAAAGGUAGCAGAGCCCGGCAGCGUCACAUCCCCGCCGCCAGCUCCUUCAACAGACGCAGAUCAAACGAAAAGCACAGCGCCGUCGCACGCCCGAAGGAGAGAUGAACCUGAUGUUGGUGCCGACCAAGACCAAGAUGCCGCCAGCGACACGGAAGACGAAACAGGAGAUGAACUAGAAGACGAAUUAGAAGAGCCAUCGGCACCAGAUUUCGAUUCUGGCAGUUGUCUCUUCUGCGCGCAAGAGUCCAACGUAUUAGACGACAACAUGACACACAUGGCCGUUGCACAUGGCUUCAAUAUCCCGUUCCAAGAAUUCCUAGCCGUCGACCCCGAGACGGUUGUCGAAUACUUACACUUUAUCAUCUUCGGCUAUCGAGAAUGCAUAUGCUGCGGCACGCGGCGGAGUACCAUCGAGGGCGUUCAGCAACACAUGGUAGCCAAGGGCCAUUGCCGAUUUGACAUAUCCAUAGAGACCGAAGAAUUCUACGAAAUGCCCCAAUCUGAAAACGCCGUGAUCGAGCAGGCGCAACACGGCGGUAGCACGCCGGUACGCUUACCAUCGGGAAAGCUCAUCUCGCAUCGGAAGAAUCCCGACAACCAAGAUCCCCAAGCCAAGCCUCGGCCCGCUCGCCGAGAAACACCAGAUCGGCAACCAACUCGUCCUCUAGACUCGUUCACCUCACGCCCGGGGACCUCCUCGACUCCCAGCCUCGAAGUUGCCCAACGGGGAGGGAGCGGAAGCGGAAGCGGUGAAAUCGUGCGUAGUAGCGAGGCUAUACUUGCUGCGCAGCUGUCCAAGCUGAGAAUAGCGGGCGAUAGAAUACAGCACAAGGAAGAGAAACGGAAACGAUGGAGGCUGGAACGAGCGCAGAACAUCAUUUCGCUCAAGCGUUUUAAGCUAGAUAGUGCUGAUGGUCGGAUGGGUCGCCAAUUCUAGGGUGAAGCUAGUUUACGUGACGGGUACACAUGUAGGAAGGUUAGCUAUUGCCUUAUAUAAGGUGAUGAGGCCUACUUACUAUUGACUGGAUCUAUUUGAAUCCAAUUGAAUUAAUAGUAAAGUUAUACCGUCCUGAGUGAUAAAAUGGAAUAAGUUCGGAGUUAUAGUUAUAGGGGUAGUUAUGCACUUUGAAUGUAUAUCACAAUAAACGAA
Messenger RNA from Daldinia vernicosa, 1795 nucleotides. RefSeq names its product C2H2 type zinc-finger-domain-containing protein. Bases 482 to 1582 code for a protein of 366 amino acids. The transcript has 2 exons. The record is from RefSeq and is a predicted model, not a curated record. Lineage: Eukaryota; Fungi; Ascomycota; Sordariomycetes; Xylariales; Hypoxylaceae. Gene Ontology annotation, biological process: ribosomal large subunit biogenesis. Gene Ontology annotation, cellular component: preribosome, large subunit precursor.